AUGUCGCGAGGCAGCUUUGUCUUCACACCCAUGGCCUUGCGCUCUCUUCAACUUGACGAGGACAUGCUGGAGAGGCAGAAGUACAAGAGGCAGCUGGCCUCCCAUCACCUCAAUAACUAUCUGCUAAGAAAGGAGGCCAGAGACAGGGCCCCGCUGAGGAACAGCGCAGUUCUGCCUGCAGCGGUCUGCCAGGACGUGGUCGUCCAAAAUGCUCUGUAUACAGGAGACCUGGAGGCUAUGCAGCGACUGUUUCCAAGAGGAUCCAUGACUAACCUCAUCAUCGAGCCACAAGGAGGGGAAAUGCGUUGGGUCGCCACAGGAGAAGGUAAGAGACGUCAUCUGUCUUCAUCAGGAAUUCAUUUAGAGAUACUGAAGAUUUGGCACGGCUUACUCUACUUAAUGUUUUUACUGAAGAUGAGAAUGCAAAAUUAGAAAUCAACGCUUUAUAAUGGUUUUGAUAUGCAACUUAGAGCAAUGUGUGGCUGGCGCGUUUCACUCUGAGGCAGUAUUUCAAGACACAGUAAUGCCAUAUUUAUAGAAGCAGAGCACGAGGCAAUAUUUAUGGAAACAAUCACAUGUAAGACUGGAUGUCAUUGUGUUUUUUUAAUGAAGGCAAAAGAAGCUGCCUUUUUUUUUAACUUUACAAAGUACUAGUCAUUUUUUUUGCAAUUGUUUUGCCCUGGAAAUGACUUUCCCAUCAUCCAAUUUGAAUGUUUGAAAUAUUGAAUGAAUAAUGAUGAGUUUAGGCUGUGGAGAGUGUGACCAAAACCAGUUUAUUUUUCCAAAACUCCUUGAUUUUUUUUUUUUUUUACAUGCAACUGAGUAUUAUUUACCUACCUCCAUAGAUGCACAAGUGACAUGUAACACACAAAUCAUAGGCUAUGUAAGUGCAGCAAAAAAGUUCAUUAGGUCAGCCAAAAUAUCACAUAACACCCCCUUGAAAUAGCCCUGUGUGCACAAACAACCAAGCACUGGCACCUAUAUCUUCAGGAGGAACCACCUUCCUAAACUUUACAGUAAAGCUCUGUCAUAGUCAGGCUCCAGGAUGGCUUACGUAGCACCUAAGAUUAAGUGGCACAAAAAGAAGUCUUACCGCAAUGAUGUGAUCGCCACAGCCAAGGCCACUGGUUGUGUCCUGCAGUUCUGGAACUCUCUCCUCGUGGGCGAUGAGCUGACGGUUCUCAGCAUCGUGGACGACGAGGAGUACUCUCACCUUGUGGAUGCCAUUUUUGACACCAGCAAUAUAGAGGAAUGGAAGAACUUCAGGUUUAACUACAGAGGCCUGAGUAGGUUACUGAGUGCUUUGAUUUCAGGGUUUAACUGAGAGUUACUGGAUAUUCUGUGGGUUAUGAGUCAUGCAACAAGUAACACUUUGAACUAGGCAUCAGGCACGUCUACUAGAUAAUUCAUGCUGAUUAAUGUUGACCUUCAACAAGACUUCAUUAUCACCCACUUGCAGGACUUUGGUCGCUGAGUUAUGAGCAAGAACUGACCACACCACUUCACAUCACGGCCAGCCGAGGCUUUACAGACUGCCUUAAACUCCUGCUGCAGCGUGGGGCAAAUGUAGACUUAGCACCUGGAGGCACAACAGCUCUGCACGAAGCUUGUGAGAACGGUCAGAGUGAGUGUACCAAGCUGCUGCUGAUCCACGGUGCAAAUGCCAAUGCUGUCUCUGAGGAGGGACUCAUGCCUUUGCAUGUCUGUUCCAGCCCUGAAUCUAUUGAGUGAGUAAAAUGGAACAAAAUUAGAGUUCAUUACCAAUUUGGUGUAGUAAAACUACUGCAAAGAUGAUACUUUCAUAAUUGCUAGAGUGUAGGAUUGACUGUAGGAUGGUUCUUUUAAGAAUAGAAAUUCUGCUUUGGUAAAAAAGCAUGGGUCACAGUCUCAUCAAGAUAACUGCUUAGCACUAUAUACCAACAUGUUCACUUCCAUUAGCUCGCUGUCAAAUGUUGGGUUUUAGUGGGAAAACACUGCCUACACAUUCACAGGUCAAGAUCAGAGAAUAGAUCAUAUGUACCAGUAUAUCCCCAGGAUGCAGUGAAAAUGACACAUAUCAGAAGCUCUGUACAGCAGCUUUAAAAGAUAAGGGUUGCAUAAUAAGAGGGGUAAAGCAUUAUUUAAAAACAGGAACGUCAGUCAAAUUAUCUUAUGUUGCUAGAGCCAGGGUGGAUGGAGCACCUUGGCUAAUUGUUGAAGAUUUGUAUGAGAAAGAGUUUCUAAAAAGACCAAAUCUGUUUUUUGUUUUUUUCUUUUGGAACUAGGCUUCAAGCAUUUUAACCUGGGUGUUAAUGGGGUCCACUGAGCUUUUGGUGCCAGCCCCCAGUGGACACUCUGGGAACUGCAGUUUUUAGUAUCACAUGUUGCAGCUUAGCCAUUUCCUAUCAGAGUUUUACAACCUUACUAUAACAUCAUCUGCUACUAAUGUGAGUGUCAAAAUAUAGCAGGCUAGCAGUUCUGUAGCUAAAAUUGCUUGCUAAAUAGAUGAAAAACUCCAGCCACUUAAAAUGUGAGGCAUAUAUGCACAUCCAAAGUGUCGGACAUCAGGUGUAGCAUUUAAAUUAGCAAAUUUGAAACGGGGUUCGCAUCUGAGCUUCCACAACUUGGAGUCAAAUAAAACUUCCCAGAAACACUGGUGGAUGUUUACAUGUGCAAGUAACUUAUGUUACCUUACAAAACAGGUUCUGUAACUCUGUCCGCAGAUGUGCCAAGUACCUCCUCCAAUAUGGAGCAGCUAUUAAUGGUCGCACUCUGGAUGAAGAUGACACUCCUUUGCAUGUGGCAGCCAGGAAUGGCCUUCCUGACCUCGUCGAUCUCUACCUGCGUUAUGGAGCUGCUGUUGACAAACAGAACGAUGAAGGUCUCACCCCCCUCAACGCGGCUUGUUCACAACCCCAGGAGCAGCAGGAACUUCAACCUUACUUCAAGGUGUGCCAGAUGCUGCUGGCGGCCGGGGCUGACAUCCACACAUUGGACCAGGACAAACACAAUCCUUUGCACAUGGCCUGCAAGAAUGUCAACCCAGAUAUAGUGGAUCUGCUGCUAGCUAAAGGCGCCAAUGUCAACAACAUGGACUAUGGGGGUGAAGCUCCUAUGCACAACAUCCUGAAGGUGGCCUGCUACAAGGUUACUCAUCAGCCUGAGAGGAUCGUCCGAGCUUUGCUAAACCAUGGUUCUAUUCGUGUGUGGCCCGGAGCUCUGCCUGUGGUAGGGAUUCAAAAGUGCUUCAUUUCAUUUAAAAUAAGUAAAAAACACAAAAAUAGUGUAUUCACUGUAGAAUAAAUGAAUGCAGAAUGGUUUGUGGUUGUGAACUGUUUUUGCAGUAGGAACCAAUUAUUCAUCAAGCUGGCUCAUUCAGCAUAAUUAGCAGGCUCUGCUCAUGUAACACCUUGAAAUUCUUGAGACACUCUAACUGUUCCUCGGAGUAUUUCAGACUUCACAACUUCACUAUUCAAAUCAUUCCCAUCUCAUGACACAACAUGAAGUGUAGCACUCUCUGCAGGGAACAGACUACAACUAUCAGUGAACCCACGUGCAUGAGACAAAAUGCCUGGUUCCUAAUUAGGCAAGUGUUAAUAGGAGAUUAAUUAGCACUAAUUGCAUAAUUUCCAGUUAAACCCCUGGAGGGAAGACCAAUCUGUUCAUUUCACAAGUGUUUAAUUACUUUAUUUCUUCAGUUCUAUGGAGUCACAGACUCGCUCAUGAACUUCACUGAUAAUUAUAUGAAUGUGUGGCUUUGUUCUGGGUCCUGGCGUUUCUUUCAGGUUCUGAAGCACUGCUCGACGUCUCCGCGCACCAUUGAGGUUCUUCUGAACGCCUACAGUUUCUUGAAGGUCACAGACACCUGGGUCGAGUCAGUUUCGCCGGAGGUGUUCAAGGCAAGCUUGUUGAAUAUUAAACCAGUGAGGCUGUUCCAUAACACCUUUGCAGAUUUUGUUUUUAUGUUUAUUUAAAGUAAUAGGAACUUUCAAACACUAUAAGCUUCUUUCACCUCGUAAUGGUGCAUGCACGAUCAAAAAUUUUAUGUCAUAUUUAAAUAAAUUGUUAUCGAAAUCAAAGUAUUAAUAUAAGAUGAGGGUAAGAAAAUAGUACUUUAUUGAUCCUAAAAAGAAGAGAGAGGAAAUUUGUUUGUUGUGGCAUUACAAAGACAGUACGCAGUAAAGUAAAUGCAUUAAAAUUAGAAGUCCAUUAACAUAAAUAAAAUAAAAUUUUAAAAUGUGUUACAUGCUAUAUUAGUUUGUCUGAACUGUAGCAGCAGUGUUUCAUAUCAAUGAAGGUCUUUUAUCUCUUUUAGGACACGGCCAAAGAUAGAUUAAUUUUUCCCAUUAUUUUGAAUCAGUGCAUUUUAUUUAUUACUGACAUGCAAAUCCUCCGACUGCUCCUCCAAGUUGUUCUCAUGUUCAUCCAUCUUUUUUUUUUUAUCUAACAGGAGCACAAAGACUUCUACGAGUCCAUCUUCUCCCUGGCGAUGACUCCUCGCUCCCUCCAGCACUUAGCUCGCUGCAAACUCAGAAGCUUCCUAGAUGACCGAGUUCACAAGGUGGUCCCUAAACUGGAUCUGCCCACCUUCAUCAAGAACUACCUGCUGCUGGAGUACAGAGGUUACAUCCACUGA
Molecule: messenger RNA, 4615 nt
Organism: Xyrichtys novacula (pearly razorfish)
Lineage: Eukaryota; Metazoa; Chordata; Actinopteri; Labriformes; Labridae
Source: the annotation of a GenBank genome assembly